This is a messenger RNA of Haplochromis burtoni (Burton's mouthbrooder), 7666 nucleotides long. RefSeq names its product copine-8. Gene Ontology annotation, molecular function: calcium-dependent phospholipid binding. Gene Ontology annotation, cellular component: plasma membrane. Bases 5075 to 6472 code for a protein of 465 amino acids. Gene Ontology annotation, biological process: cellular response to calcium ion. The transcript has 16 exons. The record is from RefSeq and is a predicted model, not a curated record. NCBI's taxonomy places the organism in Eukaryota, Metazoa, Chordata, Actinopteri, Cichliformes, Cichlidae.
CACACACAUUCAUGCAUACACUUUACUGCUCAAGCAGUCUUUUGCACUCAUGUUGAGCUUUAACAUGCAUGUACACACACAGGUUCUUUCUCAUUACAGGACCAGUAACUGCACUCGCCUCCUGCUUUGUCCUGAGGUCUGAAACUCAUUUCAUUGCUGCUCCUACACUCCUUCCUUACCUCCAUCUUCUUUAUAAAGCUUCAAAUCCCUUCAAUAGACCCAUAUAGCCAGCUAGCACUAAGCCCCCACAAACUGCCCUUAUAGACGCUGGCCAUGCCGAAUGCUCCCCUACUUUAUUUAUUUAUUUGAUGGUUUGAGACGCUCCCCCUGGGUGGAUGGUGGUCUAAUCAAGUGUUGCAAAUUGGAUCAGACCUCAAAAAAUGAAGUGAAAUGCUCACCAAAAAAGGAAUACAAUAAAGAUAUAGCUAUAUAAAAAUAUUUAAGGUACUCAAGAAUAAAAGAGUGGAACCAAUUUCAAGGUCAGAUUUGCUUAAAUAUAUUAAUGUUGAAUAUCUCCUGCAAAACAAAGACCUUUACAGAGCAGAAGAAGAAAUUCUCCAUGAAGAAUGCAUGUCAUGUUUCUGUUCCAUUUUGGGGGAAGAAAAAAAACAAUAAAUAUUGACUGAAUUUGAACUGAAAAACAAAAUAAAUGAUGGCACGGUGUGAAAGACACACAGCUUUAUAUAUAAAUGUAAAAGUUUGUGCAUUAGAGGAAGCCUCUUAUUCACUGUGGUAAUAUAAAUACUGCAUUAUUGCUGUAAUCCAGAAUGUUAACAUUAAAAUACGCUGAAAACAACAGGAAACAUUGAGAUUUAAAAUAUAGACAAUAUGUGAUUGGGACAAAGAAGCAGGCUGAAAACUAACAUACACACAAUCCAAGAUGAAACAACAAAAUAUUCCCUGUGUAUGUACACAAGGAAUCGAACAAAAGAGUAUGAGAAGAAUUGAAUAUAGUCUGUUUUAUUCUGUUUUAGUUGCAGAAGUUUUGAAGCCUAUCCCAGCUACCAUAGGGCAAGAUGCAGUGUACACCCUGGACAAAUCGCCAGUGUGUCACAGGGUUAACAUAGAGGGACAGACAACCAUUCACACUCACUCAUCACAUUAACAUAGGAACACAGUAACAAUUAACAUAACAGAACCCACACGAACACGGACAUGCAACUCCACACAGAAAAGCCCCGGCCAGGUGGUGGAGUCCAACAAAGGUCCUUCAUGCUGUGAGGCAAUAGUGCUAACCGUGCCACAGUGCUGCACUGGGAUGCGAACUUUUCUAUCCAAAAUUAAUUAUUUUUUGUAAAUAUAACAUGCAUGUCAAUAUUCUUAAUCAUAAAAUACUUAUAAUGCAUAAUAAUAUGCAUUUUAGAAGAAAAAACGGUGACUAGUGAAAAUGCACACAUGCGUUGACACUAAAAACACUAGUAACAGUAGAAACAACAGCAAAUAGAAAAAUGUUGCAAAAGUACACAGAAAAACCGAGCUGAUAAGCUAACAGUAGAUAGACGUUUGCUAACAGUAACAAAUAUAUAGUAUUAUACUUUUAAAUGCAAUCCUUUACAAGUUUUUUGCUCUUUUACUUCUGCAGUUGUUCCAUCACGUUAUUGUGUCCCAUUUUUCCAUUUACAGAUAUUUAAGUUUUUUUUGACCUUUUAGAGCCACCAUACUUUUCAGGGUCGGUGUCAAAUAAUGAGGUCAGUGUUGAAUCUCUGAAAGCCAAAAGCUCAGGUCUCAGGCUGCUUCUGAGAGUUUUUCUACUCUUGGUUUGGUAUGAUCUCAGUGAGCAGAUAUAUCCUUAAUGUCGUCAUGGCAGACACAUAACUCUGCAGCUCCACCCACCUGCUUUUUCAGAGCUUUUGUUUGUGCGGGGCAGCCAAUCAGAAGAAAGCUUUCUGAAAGCAAAAGAGGAGAAAGAUACAACUUAAUAAAGUGGCCUUGGACUACAUGAGCUGAAGGUCGGAUGGUUUUUCACUUCCUUUUAUAGCAGUAUUUUUGGUAAAACAUCAUCUCGAUCAUGUGAGUGUAGAGGCCGCUAAUAAAAUAUUUGUGUGAUAUCUUGUGUCAGUCAGCCUGAAAGCUUUUCAGUGGUUUAUGAAGCUGUUAGGAAACAACGCUGAAGUGUCAGUGAGCCGUUGUCUGUUGUUUGCCUGCCUCUUCGGCCCCAUUUAUUUGUGCGCUGUCAUUAGUCAUCGUUGCUCAGUUCAAACAGAGCUCUGAGCAGCAACCCCCCACUCCCAAAGACAGACAGCGCAGGACCGAGAGAAAUCCUGUCUGGCCCAGUGCCGAUGCAGAGUGACGUCAUCUACAUAAACAUUCACGCACGAACGUCCAGUCAUACACAGCAAAUGUGCACUCACAAGACGCCAUGGGACAUCUACUCUAGCACUCUUGUGUGUGUUCGUGUGUAUGUGCGGGUGAACAUGUGCCGCCAAAUCAUCAUACAUACAUCUUUUUUCCCCCGCUCUCCCUCUCGUGCUCCCUCUCUUUUUUUUCUCUUGCUCUCUUUGGGUCUCUUAUAAUUAAAUAAAAUUAAAUGAGUCAUUUAUGAACCUUUGGGAGUGACAGAGGCAAGGGGCGAAUAGAACAUGAAGCGCACCUGUGCAUUUUGCUGGCAGCGUGUUGCGUAACAGUAGCGUGUCUUCCUUGCGCUUAUGGAAAUAUAUUAGUAAUGGCACUGUACUCGAGCUCUCUUCCACAUCCUGUAGUGACACACGGCAUCUCCCCGUUUUGUCAGCAGGCGCCUUAUCGUACAUGGCAUGCUGUCUGUAGAAAGAAACGCUCAGGCUCUUCCAUUUACACACUCGGCUGCACACUGCUGCACAUACACCGCACUCGCAUAUUGACACACACCUGACACACCGAAGGAGGUUCCGUGGUGCAGGAAAUAAAUAAAGCUGGAUAAAUUGCUCUCUGGGGAGCCAAGUAGAUUAGAUGGCAUGCACAACAUAGCUGCUGCGUUUGGUUUUGGACCAAUGUUAGGAUGGGCAAAUACAGGAAUUGCUCAUUUCUGAAUCCUUUACGAGCGUUUGUUGGGAAGCGGCGAUCACAGAUGGAAGUCAUAAAUCUGCAAGAUCUGCCACAUUUAUUUUUUCAUUUGACAACUGUAAGCUCGGUGGGCACCAGAAAAUUAACACUGCAUGCCUCAAGAGAAAGCCUGUUAGUUUUUAGUAAAACCUUCAACAGCAUCAGAAGGAGCCAAGUGAAGCUUGUUAAGCUGCCUAAAGUGAUUACAUUUGAGUUGGUGUCUUUUGGGUCUGAAUAAAAAGUGAAAACUGAGGGAGUUAGAACGAAGCUUCAGGGCUCUGUUUCAGGUUAAUGGCUCAAGGCCACAUUUCCUACCCACUAGUGUAACACAACCAAAUAUCCAGCUAAAAAACAAAACAAAAAAUUAUUGGUCCAAUUUUUCCAUUGAGUCAAAAAGUUUGUUAUCAGAUUGCCCCUGGUGGGAUACUGAUUUAUCCAGACAACUCAUUAUAGAUUAAGGGAAGAAUGAAUAUUUAGUGAUUGGACAUCACCUUAUAUCAUUUUCAGUUUGGACAGACUGUAAAAAUGAAUUGUUGCUUAUAGUGCUACAAGCAGUGUCACAAUCGCUCUGUUAAUGUUUUUGUCAUCUGGUGUUAGCAUCCUCUCAGGUAUUACCAAAGUCCAGGGGACUUGUGCAUCCAAUGCAUUCUCUUACCAUACACGAGAUCUUGUUUGGUGUUGGUGCACUGACAGACUAGCUACAACAAUACUGGGUGCCAAGAGCACUCCAUCCAUCCAUCAUAUACUGCUGAAGUAUGGUGGUGGUAGCAGCAGGCUAAGUAGAGUGUCCCCCGACCUGCAAGUAGGUUGCAGGUCUACCCCGUGGGGUUUCCUGUCACUUGCGUGAAGGGCUGUCAAACAAAAUGAUGCUCAGAUACUAAAUGAAUACUAAAAAUUACUAUAAAAACUACUAUAUUACUGCUCUUCUAAUUGGUACACAAUUUCAAAUAGCACAGUUGCAAACAGGCAGGUAAAAAAACCCUCAACACUAGUAGUAAUAUGUACCGCAGUUAAAAACUUUGAGAGGAAUAUUGAGAGGUCAUUAAAUCUCAUUAAAUGUUAACCUGGUUCAAGUUGUUUAAUUUUGACCUAAUUUUUAAUUUCAUUUUUACUUGUUAUUUAGAUUUAGACACUAAAUAAAUUGUGUGGUUGGGUUUAGGCACUUAGAUGCACUUGCUUAUAGGUUAAGACUAUAGUUUGGGUUGAAAUACAUCUGUAUAAAAAAUGACAAACCUAGAGUGACACGCUCAUCAUGUUAAUACAUGUACAAUAACCUGAUGCAGCAACAAAAACUGCAGGACUGGUGCCUCUCUGGCUGGUUCCAGACCUACCCAGACUCUACUCGAGAGUACAUGUCUCGAGUAAAAUCUCAUUGGAGUUUCUUAUUGCUUCAGUCAGUGGAUUUGCGAUUUAGCUGAAAUAGAACAGCUAAACCUUGAGGCAAUGCGGGGCCUUGUUGUGCUUUAAAGUUAACAAUAUUCCCAGAUGCAAAAAUCCUCCAAAAGCAUUUAAGCACCUAAUCACUAUAUUACUCAUUAUGAGUGUAAGAAUGGACCACUGAGAUCCAUUAAUCUGUGACGGGUGUGUUUGUGUAUGUCUGACUGUGUGCAGGUGCAUGUAUGUGCAUAUGCAUAUAUAAUAUAAAUACUAUAGAUGAUAGUUAUAUGAAGUUUUAUAAAUGUGGUGUUUAUUGAAUACAAUACGUAGCAUGCUGACUCUGGUUGAUUCCCUGAAUAUUUCUCUGUGCUAUUUCUUUCUUUUUGAAAUAUAUUUUAUGCAGUUUUUAAAAUAAUCUAAUUGGCAUUGUAGAUACAUACUGACUACAAACCAAAAGCUAUUAAACCGUCAUAAUUGAAAGCUGGAAAAUUUGGGUGGUAAAAUUGCUGAAGCCUUCACCUGACCUAAAAGUACUGAGCCUGGUAAUUAUGUACCCACAUGCAUGAAAUCGUUUUAGUGAAGCUUUUGGUCCUGCCAUCACAAACCUGUGUUAAGCAUGAAUAGCUUCUUUACAGUGAUUAGUGAGAACUGGUGUACCUUGCAUUAAUGCCUCUAGAUAAUGAAGGCAAAAAAAAUGACACUACGGUUCCCUUUCAGUCACAUAUCUGUCAGUCAGUUUGUGCUGCCACUGUCCAUGUUCGGAUAUUUAAUCUUUUUCCUUUUUCUCUGCAGGUAUGAUUUAGACUGCAAGAGUGACAACCUCUCCAGACAUGACUUCCUGGGCCAGGCCUUCUGCACACUGGGUGAAAUUGUCGGCUCCCUGGGAAGCCGCUUAGAAAAACCUUUGACUGGAAUCCCAGGAAAGAAAUGUGGCACUAUCAUAGUGAGAGCAGAAGAAGUGAGCAACUGCAGGGAGUCAGUGAUGUUACAGUUUUGUGGGAACAAGCUGGAUAAGAAGGAUUUCUUCGGAAAAUCAGAUCCGUUUCUUGUGUUUUACCGCAGCAACGAGGACGGAUCGUACACCAUCUGCCACAAAACAGAGGUGGUGAAGAAUACUCUGGAUCCAGUGUGGCAGGCUUUUAAAAUUCCCGUCAGGGCGCUGUGUAAUGGUGACUAUGACAGGAGCAUUAAGGUGGAGGUGUACGACUGGGACAGAGAUGGAGGCCACGAUUUCAUCGGAGAGUUCAGUACAAGCUACAGGGAAAUGUCCAGAAGCCAGUCACAGUUCCACAUCUAUGAGGUGCUAAAUCCAAAGAAGAAGGGGAAGAAGAAGAAAAAGUACCAAAACUCAGGAACGGUCACUCUGCUGUCCUGCCUGGUGGACACUGAGCUGUCUUUCCUGGACUACAUCAGAGGCGGGACUCAGAUUAAUUUCACAGUGGCAAUUGAUUUCACAGCAUCAAAUGGCAACCCAUCCCAGCCCACCUCACUCCAUUACAUGAGCCCUUACCAGCUAAAUGACUAUGCCAUGGCACUGCGGGCUGUCGGUGAGAUCAUCCAGGACUACGACAGCGACAAGAUGUUUCCCGCGCUGGGUUUUGGUGCCAAGCUUCCCCCAGAUGGACGGGUCUCACAUGAGUUUGCCCUGAAUGGUAAUCCACAGAACCCAUACUGCACUGGUAUUGAGGGUGUGAUGGAGGCCUAUUACCAGAGUCUGAAGAGUGUACGUCUUUAUGGACCCACCCACUUCUCCCCUGUUAUUAACCAUGUGGCCAGGUAUGCCUCGGCAGUGACAGACGGCUCACAGUACUUCAUCCUGCUCAUCAUCUCUGAUGGCGUGAUCACAGACAUGGCGCAGACCAAGGAGUCCAUAGUAAAUGCCUCGUCUCUGCCCAUGUCUAUUAUAAUAGUUGGGGUUGGACCAGCGGAAUUCGAUGAAAUGAUUGAGCUGGAUGGGGACGAAGAGAGGAUCUCAUCCCAAGGACGAUACGCGGAGAGGGACAUUGUUCAGGUUCAAAUAUUGAGGAAGGAGAGUAAAAACCACCAUGGUCCAACAAGAGCUUGGUCAAACAAUUGAUUUUAAUGAAUACACGCGUGGGAAGACCAUUCUGUACGCAGACAGGGAUUGAUCUUCGACUUAAUCAAAGCAUACACAGAUUUUUAUAGCAUCAGGGUUUGAAUUAAUGACGCCCCUUCAUACGUCACAGAUACAUUUCAUACAUAUGUCACAUCAAAACCACAAUGACUUUUAACACAGUUUAAAAGAACAUUGUCUUCAUCUUCAUAACAGAUGUUUCCUGUCAACCUUUCUGAUUAGUGCUUCUUCAAAACCGCAGACAAUGAUUUUGCAGUGAGCGAGCACUUCUGCAAGCCCACAAUUACAAGCAAACAUGAUAUCUCACGACCUUACGUGGCACUCUGUGUCACCUCUCACCUACUAACGCUCACAGUCAAACAGAGGCCACUGUCAACCUUUUACUAAAACUAUAGAUGUAAUAUAAAUUGAAUAAAUGUUUUAACCAAGAACCUCUACUGAAAGCUUAAUAAAAGAAUAUAAAAGUAUAACAGACAAUUUGAAUACCCUAGUUAUUCACAUAGCCUCGUCUAACCAGCUCCUCAGAAUAACCUGCAGUUAGAUUCUGCUUUCGGUUUCAUUUCUGCAAACGCUCUGCAAGCCUGCAGUUUCCUGUCACUCUGACUCUGUACAGAGUGUACUCAAAAUCAACAGAAUCAGCACAUACACACUUAAGAUUAUAACAAGCAUUCAGAAGCAUUUAAGAUUAUAGAUUCAACCCAACAGUUUAAAGUGGUUAUAACUGCACCUGUAAUAAAGGCUAAUUGGGUACCAAGAUGUUUAAACAUCUGCAUGCAAUAUCAAUACUGUAAAUUAUAUUAUUAAUGCAAUGGUAAUGAUGAUUAUUAUUAACAAUAGCAGCAAAAUAUCUCUCCACUCUCAAUACUCUCCUCUUUGUCUUCAUUUGUCUUAUCUUUACUUUUCAUCUUUGUCAUUUUCUUUACUAUUCUCUUAUUCUCAAUGUCCAUGUUUCCUAUUCUGUACUCUCCGCCUCUUAUUUCUCUUUACAUUACUUAUAUCUGAUUUCUUUAUUUCCUGUUCUCUCCUUUCCUUGUGUCCUUUCCUCUUGCUUCCCCUCUCAGUUUGUUCCUUUCAGAGACUACAUUGACCGACGAGGAAAUCACAUCCUCAGCAUGGCCCGUCUGGCUAAAGAAGUGCUGGCUGAAAUUCCCGACCAGUUCCUGUCCUACAUGAGAA